UAACCAUCUAACCUGCGUCUAAGCCACUGUUGCGUGGAAAUGGAGUUCUAGUGUAGAAAGUAAUGUUGGUUGCCCUGUAAAUUGUGCCCGCCAUUAUAUGUGUAUAGUGCGCUGUCUUAGUAUACAAUUAUACCCGGUGUGUGAAGUGUACGUUUAGUGUUUAUAGAAAACUUGUAAAUAUGUCGAAACCAGAAGACGCUAUGGAGGGAGUGGACACUGGUGAAAACUCGAAUGCAUCGUCAGCCGACACGAUGUCAUCGAGGGAGAAACCAGAAGAUUAUGAAGUGAAAGUUGUUACAGAUCGGAGCAAGCGCUUUGAUUACUUACUGAAACAAACCGAAAUCUUCACUCAUUUUAUGUCCAACAACCAAGGUGGGAAGACACCAUCCAGUCCAUUAAAAGUUCGACCCGGGCGACCGAGAAAAGAACAACCAAAAAUUGAUCCUGGAGAUCAUCGGCAUCGGAAAACUGAGCAGGAAGAAGAUGAAGAGCUUCUUGCAGAGACAAAUUCAAAUCGAAAGACCAUAAUAUCGUUUGACCAAUCACCGCAUUACAUCAAGAAUGGGGAGAUGAGAGAUUACCAAGUGCGUGGUCUAAAUUGGAUGAUAUCUCUUUAUGAAAAUGGUAUUAAUGGGAUUCUCGCCGAUGAAAUGGGCUUAGGAAAAACUUUACAGACAAUAUCGUUGCUUGGGUACAUGAAGCAUUAUCGGAGUAUUCCUGGUCCUCAUAUUGUAAUAGUUCCAAAAUCAACUUUAGCUAACUGGAUGAAUGAAUUUAAAAAAUGGUGUCCUUCUCUUAGAGCAGUAUGUUUAAUUGGUGAUCAGGAAACAAGGAAUGCUUUUAUACGUGAAACGCUGAUGCCAGGCGAGUGGGAUGUCUGCGUAACAUCAUAUGAGAUGGUUAUUAAGGAAAAAGGUGUCUUCAAAAAGUUUAACUGGCGCUACAUGGUUAUAGAUGAGGCUCAUAGGAUAAAAAAUGAAAAGUCAAAGCUUUCUGAAAUUGUACGAGAAUUCAAGACGACAAAUAGGCUUCUGUUGACAGGAACACCUCUCCAAAAUAAUCUCCAUGAGCUGUGGUCUUUGCUAAAUUUUCUACUUCCUGAAGUAUUCUCAUCAGCAGAUGAUUUUGACUCUUGGUUUGACACCAAUAGUUUUCUAGGUGACAAUGCACUUGUGGAACGAUUGCAUGCUGUACUGCGGCCAUUCUUACUGCGACGCUUGAAGAGCGAAGUGGAAAAGAGGCUGAAACCCAAGAAAGAAGUGAAAGUUUAUGUAGGACUGAGUAAAAUGCAACGAGAGUGGUAUACUAAGGUCCUCAUGAAAGAUAUAGAUGUUGUGAAUGGUGCAGGAAAAAUAGAAAAGAUGCGACUGCAGAACAUUCUGAUGCAGCUGCGCAAAUGUUCCAAUCACCCAUAUUUGUUCGAUGGUGCAGAACCUGGACCACCUUUCACCACAGACGAACAUUUGGUGUAUAACUGCGGCAAGAUGGUGAUUCUUGACAAGCUGUUGCCGAAGUUGCAGCAGCAGGAGUCAAGAGUUCUAAUCUUCAGCCAGAUGACUCGAAUGCUGGACAUCCUUGAAGAUUAUUGCCUUUGGAGAGGAUACAUGUAUUGCAGACUUGAUGGACAGACCCCACACGAAGAUCGUCAGAGACAGAUAAAUGAGUACAAUGCCCCUGGCAGUGAGAAAUUCAUCUUUAUGUUGUCCACCCGAGCUGGUGGUCUGGGUAUUAACUUAGCAACAGCAGAUGUGGUAAUCAUUUAUGACUCAGACUGGAACCCUCAGAUGGAUCUCCAGGCCAUGGACCGAGCACAUCGUAUCGGCCAGCAGAAACAGGUGCGAGUCUUCAGGUUCAUCACUGAGAACACAGUUGAGGAGAAAAUUGUGGAGAGAGCUGAAAUCAAACUGAGGCUCGACAAGCUGGUCAUCCAGCAGGGCCGCCUGGUUGAUAACAAACAGAACCAGUUGAACAAAGAUGAAAUGUUAAAUAUGAUAAGACAUGGUGCAAAUCAUGUAUUUGCAUCAAAAGAUUCUGAAAUUACUGAUGAGGAUAUAGAUACUAUACUGCAGAAAGGAGAAGCCAAAACGGAAGAACUGAGGCAGAAACUGGCAGGCCUGGGAGAAUCUUCUCUCCGAAACUUCACAAUGGAUACAUCGACAGCGGACUCGGUUUACCAGUUUGAGGGAGAAGACUACAGAGAAAAACAAAAAGUUUUGGGAAUUGGAAGUUGGAUCGAACCACCAAAAAGAGAGAGGAAGGCUAACUAUGCUGUGGAUGCAUACUUCAGAGAAGCUCUUAGAGUGUCUGAGCCUAAAGCUCCCAAGGCUCCUCGACCUCCAAAGCAGCCAAUUGUGCAAGACUUCCAGUUUUUCCCACCACGUCUCUUUGAAUUAUUAGAUCAAGAAAUCUAUUACUUUAGGAAAACUGUUGGUUACAAAGUUCCAAAAAAUCCAGAAUUAGGAUCAGAUGCCUCACGCAUCCAGAAAGAAGAGCAGAGGAAAAUAGAUGAGGCACAGCCACUAACAGAAGAAGAAAUAAUGGAGAAAGAGAAACUUCUUACACAGGGAUUCACAAACUGGACGAAACGAGAUUUCAACCAAUUCAUUAAAGCAAAUGAAAAAUACGGGAGAGAUGAUAUAGAGAACAUAUCAAAAGAAGUCGAAGGAAAGACUGCGGAGGAGGUUCUGGAGUACAGUCAAGUAUUCUGGGAACGGUGUCACGAGUUGCAGGAUAUUGACAGGAUUAUGGCGCAAAUUGAUAGAGGAGAAGCUAAAAUACAACGGCGUGCCAGCAUCAAGAAGGCUCUAGAUGCAAAGAUGGCAAGAUACCGUGCUCCAUUCCAUCAACUCCGUAUUGCCUAUGGUACCAAUAAAGGAAAGAAUUACACUGAAGAGGAAGAUAGAUUCCUGGUGUGUAUGCUUCAUAAGUUGGGUUUUGACAAAGAAAACGUUUAUGAAGAACUUCGAGCUGCUGUCAGGUCAGCACCACAGUUCCGCUUUGACUGGUUUAUAAAAUCCCGCACGGCAAUGGAACUACAGCGGCGGUGUAACACGUUAAUAACACUUAUAGAACGUGAAAACCAGGAACUCGAGGAAAAAGAACGUGCGGAGAAAAAGAAGAGGGGACCCCGAGGAGGCGGAGCGGGAGGAGGCGGAACUGGUGGGGGUGGCAGUGUCGGGGGUGUGCCUGGUGCCGGUGUGGGGGCGGGCCAGGGCAAGCCGGUGAUGCCCAGCAGCGGGCAGAAGCGCAAAGGCGACGGCAGCUCGACUCCGGACGGCAAGGCCAGCCGAAAGAAGAAGAAAGAGAAGUGAUAGGUGUCACACUGGCAGUGGUGGGGGAACGUCGGACGGACUCCCAUCCUGCUUCACGAACAGUGCCCCGUAGACAUUUGCACGGGACCGGAGUUUUAGACCGCCUCACAGUGCUGCUCGACGUAGCUCUUUGCUGUCUGUGUGGUGUUAUUUCUUUCUCAGACUCGACGUUCAUUAGAUGCACGUCAUAAGUUCUUUGAGCAGUUUGUUUCUGUGCUUCGCUGUCAGUGAUAUUGAGACAGUUUUUGAACUGAGUGUUGCUGUCAGUGAGGAAAGAUGGAGGACUGCCACUUACAGAGCCACUGCAUUUAAGGCAAAAAGCAGUUUAUUUACAUUUGUGAUGGAUUGAAGAUGGUUGUAAACUCAGUUUUCUGUUUCCCAUGUACAUUCCACUUCCUGAUUUUAUUCUUUAAAGUAUUGUACUUAAACCAUUAUUAAAUAUCUUGUGUUCAGUGAA
This is a messenger RNA of Schistocerca serialis cubense, 3768 nucleotides long. RefSeq names its product chromatin-remodeling complex ATPase chain Iswi (gene Iswi). Gene Ontology annotation, cellular component: chromatin; nucleus. Gene Ontology annotation, molecular function: ATP hydrolysis activity; ATP-dependent chromatin remodeler activity; DNA binding. Gene Ontology annotation, biological process: nucleosome organization; regulation of transcription by RNA polymerase II. The coding region runs from base 180 to 3311 and encodes 1043 amino acids. Lineage: Eukaryota; Metazoa; Arthropoda; Insecta; Orthoptera; Acrididae. The record is from RefSeq and is a predicted model, not a curated record. The transcript is spliced from 20 exons.